AUGACGAUUAAGCGUCCUCCACCUGAGUGGCCAAGCCAAGGCCUCCUCACCUUUGACCGGGUCAGCUUCUCCUACAGCUCAGACGGACCUGUGGUCCUAAAGGACAUGAAGGCCAUGUUCAGGCCCAAAGAGAAGGUUGGCAUCGUGGGCAGGACGGGUGCAGGGAAAAGCUCCCUGGUAUCGGCGCUCRUCCGCCUGGCAGAGCCAGAGGGCAGGAUCUACAUCGAUGGAGUUCUGACCUCUGAGAUCAGCCUUCAUGACCUGCGCCAGAAGAUGUCCAUCAUACCUCAGGACCCAGUGCUUUUCACCGGUACCAUGAGGAAGAACCUGGAACCUUUCAACCAGCACCCAGACGAGGACCUGUGGAACGCUCUCCAAGAGGUCCAGCUGAAGUCUGCGGUGGAGGAGCUGCCCAAUAAGAUGGAGACGGUUCUGGCCGAGUCGGGCUCCAACUUCAGUGUGGGUCAGAGGCAGCUGGUCUGUCUGGCCCGAGCUGUCCUGAGGAAGAACCGCAUCCUCAUCAUCGACGAGGCCACGGCCAACGUGGACCCCAGAACAGACGAGCUGAUCCAGAAGACAAUACGAGACAAAUUCAGGGAAUGCACCGUGCUCACCAUCYCCAACAUAGACAGCAAUCGCAUUCUGGUUCUAGUCGCGGGUCAGAUCCACGCAUACGAUGAGCCCUACACCCUACUUCYGAACCACGAUGGUAUCUUCUUCAAGAUGGUCCAGCAGACAGGCAGGCAGGAGGCCGUUGCCCUCCUGCAGUCAGCUAAACAGGCAUACAAUAGCCGGAGUCGUCCCGGUACGACCAACGGAGGGGGUCGAAGCAGACGGCAACUUGCAUCUUUGAGACGGCCCUGUAACAACCUGGAGGAGGCUUUGACUAUUGUUUUAAAGCCUGAAGUACUGCUCCUCGGAGUCGGCUGGCACUGCAGUCCCAUGGCAUUCUCCAGUCUACAGAGAUCAACAAUCUUCCUUAUCACCCAGCAAAAACUCKAUGUUGGAAACUCCAUUUGGACAGGAAUCUGCAAKGAGGUGGAACUGUUUGGUCCAGCGUGCCACAGGAUGAGUUGAGUUAAAUCCACUUACGCAGUUGUAGGGAUUUUUUCCCCAAGCUAAAAAAGUUGGGAAAGUACG
Molecule: messenger RNA, 1140 nt
Organism: Salvelinus sp. IW2-2015
Lineage: Eukaryota; Metazoa; Chordata; Actinopteri; Salmoniformes; Salmonidae
Product: ATP-binding cassette sub-family C member 4-like
Biological process (GO): transmembrane transport
Cellular component (GO): plasma membrane
Molecular function (GO): ATP binding; ATPase-coupled transmembrane transporter activity; ATP hydrolysis activity
Source: RefSeq, a predicted model, not a curated record